AUGUUGCAGUCACAGUCAGAUAGAAUUCAUUCUAAUGCUGCCAACGGGGCCAAACAAAGAAAAAUUCCCACAAUUGAACCACUAGAUGCUACACCACCACAAGUUGCAACUUGUGAAAUAAGAGCAGCUGGCGCUGCUGUAAUGGAAAUUCCAUCAUCAUCAUCCAUUAUGACUCCCAGGUCACGUAGUAGUGCAGUAGGUGGUAGUGUAGUUUGGAAUUUUUAUUCUGUCGAUAAACUAGAUCAAAGUAAAGCAACAUGUAAAAUAUGUAAUAAAAAAAUAAGUCGAGGAAAAGCAGGAAGUAAUUUGGGAACCACUUCCUUGCGGUCUCAUAUGAAUAGUAGACAUAAAGUGAUAUGGGACAGAUAUUUAAAUAAAAAUCUUGCUUUAUCCACAGCAAGAAAUACUAAUGUUAUGCUACCACCUACUGCCAAUGAUGAUGGCUUUAAUAACACCAGUAGAAGUUCAUGCAGCAGCAGCAAUCAACUUUUAUCAAAUUUAGUGCCAAGUUCUGGGAGUACAGCAGUGUCUAAGCGACAGAGUACUUUACAAGUUGCUUUUGAGAGUGGUCAAAAAUAUCCCCCAAACCAUGAACGUGUUCGCCAAAUUAAUUUUAAAGUUGCAAAAAUGCUUGCAAUCGAUAUGCUUCCUUUUAAAUUUGUUGAAGGUCAAGGCUUUCGGGAAUUAAUGCAAUCAGUGGUUCCCCGUUGGCAAAUCCCGAGUCGUCAUUAUUUUUCACGAAAAGGUGUUCCAGAAAUUCAUAAAAUUGUUUUACAAAAUGUUGGCAAACAAUUAGAAAUGUCAGAGUGUAACAAAGUUCAUAUUACAACUGACAUGUGGACAAGUCCACAGGGUGCAGACUAUAUGACUGUGACUGCACAUUGGGUAUCAUUUGCCGUAAGUAAUGACUCUAAUGAGUAUGUUUCCUCAAGGCCAAUGCGACGCAUAUCUUAUCGUAAGCAUGCAACACUGUGCAUGAAUAGUUUUGAACGAAAGAAUCACAAUGCAGCUAAUAUUCUUGAUAAGCUGAAUGAAGUAAUAAAUGAUUGGUUUUUGCCACGCAGCCUCACGGUUGGUUUUGUGUCUUCAGACAAUGGCUCUAACAUUGUUUGUGCACUCAAGAAUGGACAAAUGAUACAUGUGCCUUGUUUUGCACAUAUAUUAAAUUUGGUUGUUAACAAAUUUCUUUCAGAUUCAACACAUAUUCAUGACAUGUUGAAUGCUUCACGAAAGAUAUGCUCGCAUUUCCACCGUUCCUACCAUGCCCAAAAUUCGUUACUAACAUUACAAGAAAACAAUAAUUUGCCACGCCAUCAACUCAUAAUUGAUGUUUCUACGCGAUGGAAUAGCACGUUUGACAUGCUUCAACGCCUUUAUGAACAACGAAAGGCAAUAAUUGAAUACCUUAUGACUUUAAGAAAAACAUUAGAUGGAGUCCAUUUGACUUCGGCACAGUGGCAUCUUAUGAGUGAUGUGUGCAAGGUUCUUCAGCCGUUUAAAGAGGCAACAUUAAUGGUAAGUGAACAAGAUGCAAGCCUUAGUCAGGUCCUUCCAUUAAUUUCGCUUCUUGAAACUAGACUGAGUUCCUUGCAUCAAGUGCAAGAUAACUGUUUAUCUGAUUCUGCUGAAGAUGAGAAUGAUAUAGAGUUGUUUGAUCUUGCUCAGCUUGGAAGAAAAUUAAUUUUGUGUUUGUUGAAAGAUCCAAGGAUCAUCUCCAUCAAAAAAAGAGAUGAGUACCUUCUUGCUACUCUGUUGGACCCACGUUUUAAAGGUCAGAUGUAUAAUUUUGUUGAUGGAAAAGAACAUACGGUUGAGAGAUGCAAGGGAGUACUCAUCUACAAAGUAAAGCAAGAAAUUGAAAUUAAUCGGCGAGCAAACUCAAACAACUCUACAAAUCAGUCUAGCAGCAGUUGCACUGGUAGUGGUCGGACUUCUUUCCCAGAUUGUAACAGUUCUGAGUCUGACUCAAUAUCUGACAAUUCAGUGUGCGGCGGUAAUUCCACUAACUCAUUGUGGGGUCUUUUUGGCAAAUAUGGCAUUAUGGCUACAGGUCAAGAUGCAAGAUUACAUGAAGACAAUCAGUGUUCUGCAGUGCAAAUGGUAACUGCAUAUAUGUUGGAUAACACUUUUAUAGAGCCUCGUUCUGACCCAUUGAGUUACUGGAAAUCCAAAAAAAUAUUAUGGCCUGAAUUGUCACAUAUUGCCUUUCAAUAUUUAAGUUGUCCCCCAACGAGUGUUCAGUCAGAGCGUGUGUUUAGUGCUGCUGGUAGUGUUGUGACUGAUCAUCGAAAUAGACUAUCUAAUGUAAAUGUUGACCGUUUAACAUUUCUCAAAAUGAAUCAACACUGGAUACCAGAACAACAUCAGUUGGAGGCUAUCAGACAAAACACUACCGGCAGCAGUGAUACAGACGACGAUGAUCCCUCAGAACAAAGACCAAUUGUGUUUGCGGUGGAUACAAAUAUGUAA
Molecule: messenger RNA, 2469 nt
Organism: Bombina bombina (fire-bellied toad)
Lineage: Eukaryota; Metazoa; Chordata; Amphibia; Anura; Bombinatoridae
Product: zinc finger BED domain-containing protein 6-like
Exons: 1
Coding region: 1-2469 (822 amino acids)
Molecular function (GO): DNA binding; protein dimerization activity
Source: RefSeq, a predicted model, not a curated record